AUGGUAGCUUUGGUAUUUUCUGGUAUUAAAUGUAAUCCAGUAUCUUACGGGGCUGUGGCUUACGGGUCACGGUUUUCUGAGGUUCUGCUACUUAUUUCUAUUGCUGGACUUGCCGCUUCUUCAGAAACACCUGUCCAUCAUGCUCCACAGCCUUACAAAUUCGGAUACAUCAUUAAAGAUAAACACGGAGAGCAACAUAGGGAGGAAGUUGGUAACGGAGCCGGCAGUGUCAAGGGAAGCUACGGCUUCACAGAUGACAGGGGAGUGCACAGACAAGUCGAUUAUGUUGCAGAUAAGGCUGGAUUCAGAGCGCAGGUAAAAACCAACGAACCAGGAACAGCUAAUCAAGAUCCCGCAGCUGUUAAGUUCCUCUCUUCGGCUCCAAAGGUCGUUGAUGGCCCAGGACUUCUUGCCAACGGAUUAGCUGUCAACUCCAUUGCAAAUGCUGCAGGACGUCUUUCCAAUGGAUUAGCAGUCAGUUCUACUGGAAAUGCGGCAAAUCUUCAAGCAAGAUCAUUCGGGGCUCCUCAACUUGUAUUGCCCGCUGCAACAGGUGCCAUUGGAAAUGGAUUAGCUCUUAAUGUUGCUGGAUUAAGGAACGCAAACAAUGGCUUGCUUUUGGGUGGACUUGGUGACAAUGGACUUCUUGGGGGCUUAGAAUAUGCAAGAUAUGCUUUAUUAUGCUAUAUUUACCUCUAUUUUUAUAUUUUAUGCAAUAAUAAUAUUAAUUGUGUAUUAUUAUUUCAGGUUCUCGUAUUAGCCCUAGCGGCCAGUUUUGCUCUUGCAUCCUAUCAUGUACCUGUGCAUCACGCACCUAAGCCUUACAAGUUUGGAUACAAUAUAAAAGACAAGCAUGGAGAUCAAUACAGGGAAGAAGUCGGUGAUGGAACCAGUGGCGUGAAGGGCAGUUACGGAUUCACCGAUGCCAGAGGCAUCCAUAGACAGGUAGACUACGUUGCCGACCAUGCCGGAUUCAGGGCCCAAGUCAAGACCAACGAGCCUGGCACAGCCAAUCAAGAUCCUGCUGCAGUCAAGAUGAUCUCUUCUGCUCCAUAUGCCGGAUAUAACGCCGGACCUUUCGGGGCACCUGCUGCGUUAGGCGCCGGAGCUGAAGCUGGAUUGCUUGUUGAACGCGGGUUGCCAAAUGCCGGACUUGUUAAUGCAAUACCAUUUGUUGGUCUUGCCAAUGGAGGGCUAGGAUUCGGAGGUUAUGGCUUGGGAUAUAAUGGCUAUGGUCUUCAACAAGCUUUACUCAAUACGUUAGGAUAUCAGAGAUAUGGAUACUGA
Uloborus diversus is the source of this 1287-nucleotide messenger RNA. RefSeq lists its product as uncharacterized. The record is from RefSeq and is a predicted model, not a curated record. Gene Ontology annotation, molecular function: structural constituent of chitin-based larval cuticle. Bases 1 to 1287 code for a protein of 428 amino acids. The transcript has 5 exons. Gene Ontology annotation, cellular component: chitin-based extracellular matrix. NCBI's taxonomy places the organism in Eukaryota, Metazoa, Arthropoda, Arachnida, Araneae, Uloboridae.